AUGCGUCUCUUCCUGAUCCCGAUCUCGACGGGCCGGACGCUCAUCUACUGCAAGAAGCUCGAUGCCGCCAUUCCUAGCAAGCAGCUGAGCUACCUCGAUCGCAUCACGAACAAGGCGACGGCGACCUGGGCCAAGUGGGAGGCUGCAGAGAAUGGCUGGCAGAAGACGCUGGUCACGUACGGCCACCGGGCACUGCAGCGAAUACCGUACGAGGAAUGGGGGCUGAAGAGUGUGCCGCCGCUGAGCUCGCGACGGGAGAUGGAGGAACUGCAGGCGCGCAAGCCCGUUGAGCUGCUCUACCCCAAGAAUGCGAUCAAGACGAGCAGAGUGCUGGGGCUCCUGGAGCAGCUUGCGACGGAGAGGCAGCAGCUUCACAGGAAGCGGAUGUGGUGGAGCAUCGUGGUUGCGCCGUUGACGGCCCCCUUUGCGCUCGUUCCGGUGAUACCUAAUAUACCCUUCUUCUUCUUCUGCUACCGCGGCUGGUCACACUGGAGAGCAUGGGGUGGCUCAAAGCACCUGGAAUUCCUUCUCAAGGAGAACCUCAUCCAGCCUAGAUCACUGACGGACCUGGAGAACGUCUAUCUACGACAUUACCCUUGCAAGGACGGGGCCAAGGAGGAGGAGAAUGCUGCUGCUACGGCCGACCGUGCAGACAGCCAUUGCACCGAGGAGGUGAUGCUGCUCAAGGACACUGAUGGCAAGGCACUGGCAAAGAUGCUAGAUGCCCCUGAGCUCGUCGCUGAGGUCGAGCGAGCCGUCCAUCAGGUCCAGCAGCAGCUUGAUCAAAAGAAAUAA
This is a messenger RNA of Microsporum canis CBS 113480, 795 nucleotides long. RefSeq lists its product as hypothetical. The transcript is spliced from 3 exons. Bases 1 to 795 code for a protein of 264 amino acids. Gene Ontology annotation, cellular component: mitochondrial inner membrane. Lineage: Eukaryota; Fungi; Ascomycota; Eurotiomycetes; Onygenales; Arthrodermataceae. The record is from RefSeq and is a predicted model, not a curated record. Gene Ontology annotation, biological process: potassium ion transport; proton transmembrane transport.